AUGUCGCUGGCAUGUGGCGCUGGCACCGCAGGCCAGCUGCUGAAGCCACUUGCUCACUCGCUUGCACAGCACAUGCCGUUAAGUUUCGACGAAAUCGGCCGCUACGAUAUUGCCGCCGUCCUUGACCUUGUACUGAACGUCAGCGGUGCCAGCCGAGUGACCCUCUUGGCAUUCUCCCAAGGUCUAACUUCGAGCCUGGUUCUCCUUUCUACGAAGCCAGAGUACAACGAGAAGGUUGACCUUCUUGUAGCCUAUGGUCCAGUGGCGAAUAUAACUAACAUAGGGUAUCCGAUUCGUGAGGUCAUAGCAAUCUCUGGGCCACUCUUCCUUCUUCUGGAUCCUUUGGGUGACAGCGGUUAUUUCUAUCUCCCCAAAGCUCCGAGGAAGCUGACGCAGCUCGUUUGUAGCAUCUUCCAAGGGCAACCCUGCAGCAUCUUACUAUCGAUUACGCUGUUCAGCAGUCCUGAGCAGCUGAACAAGACGAGAUUACCGGUCACGCUGUCGCAUUAUCCUAUUGGGACUUCGUAUCAGAAUCUACGACACUUCAUACAGAACAACAGAGAAAAGAACUUUCUCAUGUAUGAUUAUGGCACCUUCGAGAACAAACAGCGAUAUGGACAGGAGGAGCCUCCUGCUUACGAUGUGGAUCGCAUUACAGUCCAGGUAGCACUGUUCUCCUCAGAGGGAGACACGGUCGCCAAUCCGCAAGAUGUGUCUCUGCUUGCUGAGAGACUGGGGUCAAGACUUCUCUUCAAUCACGUUGUGGCUCCGCAAGACUUCCGUCACUUAGAUUUCGUGUACGGCUACCAAGCAACCAAUUUCUUGCACGAGAUUAUGUUAGACACAUUCGAACAGUACGCUGGCAGAAGCGCUUAACCAGGGCGACGAGGACCCUCAAGCAAAUGCAAAAGUUGUGCUAAUAGUGCCCGCAACAUCGCAAACGUUCGUGACAUUUACCUGGCUGCAGUGGUUUUCAGUCAUUUUAUGCUUUUACUUUUCCUUGUCCUCUGAAAUAGGGUAGCCAGCACCGACCUCUGAUUUAAUUACAAAUCAAUAUAGCAACAAAGGUACAUAA
Dermacentor andersoni is the source of this 1075-nucleotide messenger RNA. RefSeq names its product gastric triacylglycerol lipase-like. Lineage: Eukaryota; Metazoa; Arthropoda; Arachnida; Ixodida; Ixodidae. The record is from RefSeq and is a predicted model, not a curated record.